Fonsecaea multimorphosa CBS 102226 is the source of this 1671-nucleotide messenger RNA. RefSeq lists its product as uncharacterized. The transcript has 5 exons. NCBI's taxonomy places the organism in Eukaryota, Fungi, Ascomycota, Eurotiomycetes, Chaetothyriales, Herpotrichiellaceae. Gene Ontology annotation, molecular function: carbohydrate:proton symporter activity. Gene Ontology annotation, cellular component: membrane. The coding region runs from base 1 to 1671 and encodes 556 amino acids. The record is from RefSeq and is a predicted model, not a curated record. Gene Ontology annotation, biological process: transmembrane transport; carbohydrate transport.
AUGGCUUCAGAGAAGAUUGCUGACCCAACGGCGCAGACCCUUGAGCGUCUUGACUCGAUCGACAAGAGCAAAGAUGUCAUCGAAGUCAAGGAAGUCAGAGGCAGCGAGGCCUUCAACGAGGCUUUGAUCCAGGAAGAUGUGCCACUCUUGCACCCACGCACCCUGCAGCUGUUCGCGUGCCUGCUCAUCGGCUUCUUCUGCCAGACCAUGAACGGAUAUGACACCAUGUUGUUCGGCGGUCUGCUCAACAACAAGGAAUACUUCCUCAAGCACUUCCACGGGCAGAACAAGGGUAUCUGGGCCGGCCUCAUCACCUCCAUGUACCAGAUUGGCGGUGUCUCUGCCCUGCCUUUCGUCGGACCCUGCAUUGACCAAUGGGGACGCCGGGUGGGCAUGUUCAUUGGCAGCGUUCUCAUCAUUGUCGGCACGGUCAUUCAGGGCUUGACCUCUGCCAAUGCCUCCGAGGGACAGAUGAUGGGGGGUCGGUUCGUCCUUGGGUUCGGCGUCACCAUUGCCGCAGCGGCCGGCCCCAUCUGGAUCGUGGAGACGGCUCAUCCCAAGUAUCGCGGUAUCAUCACGGGUCUCUGCAACACCACCUGGUUGGCCGGCUCGAUCUUGUCCUCAGGCGCAACCCGAGGCGGUCUCGAUAUCCAGGGCAACAACUCGUGGCUCAUCCCCAUCUGGUUGCAAAUGGUCUUCCCGGGAUUUAUCGCUGUGUUCGCCUUCUUCCUGCCCGAGUCGCCCAGGUGGGUGUAUGCCAGUGGGAAGCGCCAAAAGGCCCACGACAUCCUCACCAAGUGGCACGGCUAUGGCAAUGCUGAGUCUCCCUGGGUCAAACUCCAACUCCAUGAGUAUGAGGAGUACCUUGAGCUGGACGGCUCUGACAAACGUUUCUGGGAUUACCGUGCUCUGUUCAACAGGAAGUCGAGCAUCUACCGAACCGCCGUCGCUUGCUGGUUCUCUGCCUUUACGCAAUGGUGCGGUAACGGCCCUCUUUCCUACUUCAUGUCGGCGGUCCUCGACACCGCCGGCGUCAACACCUCGAUCGGAAAGGCCAACGUCCAGCUCGGCUACAGCGUGGAGCAAUUUUGCUUCGCGGUGCUGGGCGCGCAUUUCGUCGAGCGCAUCGGUCGCCGCAAGAUGAUGUUGGCCGGUUUCUUUGGCGUGUCGGUGAUCUGGGUGUGCAUGACGGCGUCGGCGGGCACGCUGGCAAACUCGCUCACGUCCGGCUCCGUGGACGCCGGCGACGCCAAGUUCAGCAACCACGCCGCGGGCAACGCCGUGUUGGCCUUCAUCUUCAUCUUCGGCGCGUGGUACUCGUUCAACCUCACGCCCCUGCAGGCCCUGUACCCGGUCGAGGUCUACAGCUACGAGAUUCGCGCAAAGGGCAUGGCCUUCCAGUCCUUCUUCGUCAACGCCGCCGGCCUGAUCAACCAAUUCGCCUGGCCCGUGGCCAUCAAGGAGAUCCAGUGGAAGACGUACAUAAUCUUCGUGGUCUGGACUUUUGUCCAGGGUGUGCUCGCUUAUUUCUUCUUCCCGGAGACCAGGAAGCGGACUCUCGAGGAACUGGACAAGAUCUUUGAAGCAAAGAACCCGGUCAAGUAUUCGCUCGAAUCCCACACCCUGGCCAUCACGGAGGACAACACCGUCGUCGCUGUCGACAAGGUCUAA